GCCAGUUAGCCGCCCGCCCGCCCGCCCUUUGCAGCACCUUGGGCAUGGUAGUUCCGAGAUCAUUCCAGAGGCGGGCGCUCAGGUAGAGGGAGGCCUCCUGCCUUGGUGGAGCGGGCCUUCGAAGCCUGGAGACGAGGAGGGAGGCUUAGAGAGAGAGAGAAGGGGAGAACAAAGAGGCGGCGGUGCUUCUUCCUUCCUUCCUUCCUUCCGCCUCUGCGCCUCCGCCUCUAGAGGGCGCUGCCUCAGGGAGCCCGCCCUUUUCCCUCACAGAAGCCGAGCCUGGCUCAGGAGGAGGAGGAGGAGGAGGGCGACGGUGCAGAAGGAGCCCCUCAGGAUGUUCUCGCGGAGGGGCCACGCGGAUGUCAAGAAGUCCGCCCAGAAGGCGCUGGACCCACGGAAGGAUGUCCUCACGCGCCUCAAGCACCUCAGGGCGCUCAUGGAUGCUAUGGACGGAAGUGAACUUAAACAUUUUUUUGAGAUUAACUAUUCUCAGAUUUAUUUUAUCUUCUAUGAAAAUUUCAUAACACUGGAAAGUAACUUGAAACAAAAAGGGAAUAAAUCUCAAAGGGAGGAGCUGGACUCCAUUCUCUUUCUUUUUGAAAGAAUAUUACAACUGCUACCAGAAAGGAUUUUCUAUCGGUGGCAUUUCCACAGCAUAGGAUCAGUGUUAAAGAAACUUUUGCACACUGGAAACUGUCUUAAGAUAAGAUGUGAAGGAAUCAGGUUAUUUCUUCUCUGGCUGCAAGCACUCCAGACCAAUUGCGCCGAGGAGCAGCUGCUAAUUUUUGCUUGCCUUGUGCCUGGUUUUCCUGCAGUGAUGUCUUCAAAAGGUCCAUGUACACUGGAUACUAUCAUUAGCUCUCCUUCCAGUCUUCCAGAUGCAAAGAUUUUUCCAGAGGAAAUAACACCACUUUUACCACAUGCCUCUGGUGAAAAGACUACCGAGGACCCAACUUGCUCCUUCCUUCAACUACUGUUAAAAUAUAUGGUCAUCCAAGCUGCAAGCUUGGAAUGGAAGAAUAAAGAGAAUCAUGAUACUGGGUUUAAGUUCCUUUUUGCCUUGUUCAGAAAAUAUUAUCUUCCUCAUUUAUUUCCUAGUUUUACAAAACUAACAAAUCUCUACAAACCUGUGCUUGACAUCCCUGGUCUGCGACCUAAACCGUCAUAUGUUAGUGCAACUUGUAAUAAUGAAAACGUUUAUAGUACAAAAAUACCAUACAUGACUGCUCGUGUUGUUUUUAUUAAAUGGAUUGUAAACUUUUUUCUGGAAAAAAAGUAUUUUAUACCAACACAGAAUUCUAAAAAUGGAGAUGUUUUGCCCAGAAUCAUUCAAACGGUGGGUGGCGUAGUGCAAGAUAAAAAUCCUGAGCCAGAGAACAGUGUUCCACCAGAUCAAGAGAAAAGCCAUUCAAACAAUAACACUCUCUCUGAGCGGAGGCUCAGUGAUUCUAGCUUUUGCAGCAUUGAGGAGCAACACCGGGCAGUGUAUGAGAUGGUGCAGCAGAUCUUUCUGUCCACACGAGGUUAUGUAAAUUUUGUCAAUGAAGUAUUUCGGCAGGCUUUUUUACUGCCUUCAUCAGAGAUAUCUUCAUCUGAAAAGGUAGUGAAAGUAUACAGGAAGUGGAUACUGCAAGAGAAGCCUAUGUUCAUGGAAGAACCGGAUCCGAAGGAAGUUGUUCAAGAUGAUGAUGGCAUCACAGAUAAUUCAACAACCGAGUCAGACGGCAAACAUCUUUCAUCUGGCCACUCAGGACAUAAACGAUCCUCCAGUUGGGGGAGAACCUACUCCUUCUCUAGUGCUGUUAACAGAGGAUGUAUAUUAGAAGAUGAAAACAAGAACAUUAAAGCUGGUCUUCAAGCUGCCCUACAGGUAUUCUUAACAAACGCUGCUAAUGUAUUUUUAUUGGAACCAUGUACUGAGAUACCUGCACUUCUGAAGGAGCAAAUUGGUGCAUGCAGAGCAGUUUUGAGUAUAUUCAGGCGCAUGAUCAUGGAACUUCCAAUGAAUAAAAAAACCUGGGAACAAAUGCUUCAAAUUCUUCUCAGGAUAACAGAAGCUGUUAUGAGCAAAUCAAAAGAUAACCAAAUGCAAGACACAUUCGCUCAAAGUUUAGCAGGUGUACUAUUCCGGACUCUCAUUGUGGCCUGGAUCCGAGCUAAUCUAAGUGUCUAUAUUUCUCGAGAACUCUGGGAUGAACUCCUGCGGGUUCUGUCCUCUCUUACGGACUGGAGAGAACUAAUCGCAGAGUGGGCUAACAUCAUGGACUCUCUGACAUCUGUCUUGGCCAGAACUGUGUAUGGUGUUGAAAUGACCAAUUUGCCCUUGGAUAAGCUAAGUGAACAAAAGGAGAAAAUACAAAGAGGGAAAGGUGGCAUUUUGGAACCUCAGAAGGGAACUUCAGUUGGAAGAUCGUUUUCUUUAAGCUGGAGAAAUCAUCCUGAAGUUGUGGAACCAAUGAGGUUUAGGAGUGCUACUACUUCGGGAGUACCAGGAGUUGAGAAAGCAAGGAAUAUAGUGCGUCAGAGAGCAACAGCUAAGCGAAGCCAAUCUAUCAGCAACUGUGCUCAUCUCUGUGAGGCUUUGCCAGCCACUAAAAGUGUACCUCUUCUCCUUCACACUGUGAGCUCUAUCUUACCUGGUAUCUCUUACACUUCUUACUCUCACACGCUUUCAGAAGCUGAAGAAUAUCAGCAGUCAGAAAACGGAACAGGAACAGAAUACAGCCAAGCUGGAACUGUAUCAAGAACAGAAAGUAACAGUCUGUUUUCAGACCAGGAACAAUUAACGCGAAGUAGCAGCACCUCUGAUAUUAGAGACCAAUGCAAUUCUGUUUUUCAUGUUAGAAAAACGGAAAGCUCACAGAACUUAAAUUCAGAUUCCAAAUCUACUGAAGAAACUAAGGGAGUUGUGAACAAAGAAAAUACAGAGGAAGAGACAAACAACAUUCCAGCUGAAUCAUAUCUGAGAGUAGACAUGCAGCAAUCACCUGGAAGUCAGAGAGAAAGAGAGAAAAGUGAAAGUGUCAGUAGUGAUACAUCCCUAGGAUACAGUAAUGAAGUAGACAUUACUAUGGCUCCCUGGCAAUCGUGUGAAGAAAACCAUGAUGUCAACAUGCCAUCUGAGAUUUCGGUUGACCCAGAUGCAUGCCACUGGUUGCACUUGAAUCCUUCAGAUGCCACCAAUUUAACAGACAGCAGUGAGUUCCUUGCUGAUGACUGCAGUAUAAUUGCUGGUGGAAAUCUCAUAGGCUGGCAUCCUGACUCUGCUUCUGUAUUAUGGCGAAGAAUACUGGGGAUUCUUGGAGAUGUAAAUAAUAUCAAGUCUCCUAAAAUACAUGCAAUGGUUUUUGAGUAUCUGUAUGAGCUGUGGUACAAAUUAGCAAAGAUCAGAGAUAAUCUUGCUAUCAGUCUAGAUAACCAGUCCACUCCUGCCCCACCUAUUUUAAUUCCACCACUUAGAAUAUUUGCAUCUUGGUUAUUCAAGGCUACAACCUUGCCAGAUGACUACAAAGAAGGGAAGCUCCAUUCAUACAAACUGAUAUGUGCUAUGAUGACUAGGCGCCAAGAUUUUGUGCCAAAUCCUGACUACUUAGUGCACUUUUAUCUUGUCAUGCACAUUGGCUUAAACAGUAAAGAUCAGGAUAUUUUGAAUACGAUCAUAAGGCACUGCUCUCCCUGCUUUUUCUUCUUGAGCUUGCCUGGCUUUACAUUGUUGAUCGGAGACUUCAUAAGAGCUGCAGCCACUGUCCUGAGUACAAACAUGCUGGAGGCACCCCGCUUAGAAGCACAUACCAUUCUUGGUUCUCUGAUUUGCUUUCCUAAUCUCUACCAAGAAAUCUCAUUGUUACAACCCAUUUUGGGAGCAGAAGUCAUUCCAGAAACUGUGGAUGUCAAAUGUUACCUCAUAAGUACCCUUCUAAAGAAUGCCAUAGACGAACCUAGUGAAGCUUCAAGGUGCUUAGCUGUGUGUUGUCUUGGACUUUGGAUAUGUGAAGAACUAGUGCAAUGUACAAACCAUCCCCAAGUAAAGGAUGCAAUAAAUGUUUUAGGUGUGACACUAAAGUUUUCUAACAAGCAGAUAGCACAGGAAGCAUGUGAUAUCUUUCAAUUGCUUGCAUCCUACUGGGAAAAACUACAGUUGUACAAAUCUUGUCUACCCAGAAAAAUUAUUGAAAUCCUUGUUGCCACCAUCACAUUUCUCUUGCCAAGUGCAGAGUACUCCUCUGUGGAAAGUGAUAAAAAGUUUAUAGUUUCCUUGUUGCUUUGCUUGCUGGAUUGGUGCAUGGCAUUACCAGUGAACAUGCUGCUGGAACCUGUUCUUAUUUCAACGCUGGAAGAUAAACAUUCUUCUAAAGCUCCUUUGCUUGAUUACAUUUAUAGGGUCCUGCACAGUUGCGUCCAUGGUUCAAACACUUACACACAGCAAAGCCAUUACCUCUUAAGCCUUGCAGACCUCUCUAGCGAUGUCUACGAUCCGUUUUUGCCAUUAGCAAGUGUCAGAAAUUCUGAACCUAUCCAGUUCCAGUCUUCAGAAGAUGUCAAUAAUUUGCUCACUGUUGCUGAAGAAAGGAGGAGGAGGAGCUUGGAGUUAAUACCUUUGACUGCACGAAUGAUUAUGGCACAUCUAGUAAACAAUUUGGGCCAUUAUCCCUUGAAUGGAGGGCCUGCCGUUCUUCACAGCCUUAUUAGUGAAAACCAUGACAACUCUUAUGUGGAAUCCUCUGAACUGUCUUCUGAAGUCUUCAGGAGCCCCAACUUACAACUUUUUGUAUUUAAUGAUAGUACUCUUAUAUCUUAUCUUCAAAUUCCUUCAGAAAGAGGGGAAGAUGAUGAACCUCCAGGAGCUCUAUCUGAAGUUAGAGUAAUUGUAAGAGAUAUCUCAGGGAAAUACUCAUGGGAUGGAAAACUGAUGCAUGGACCACUAGCCGGAUGUCCACCAAAUCCAAAUAAAAGGAAAUCUACUGCAUUUUUUAACAAUCAUAAACAGAACUUUGAGUCUCAAGUGGAUUGUAUUGAAAUAUUUGAAGGGGAUGAUGUUCUUGAUAAAUUGCUUGAGAGGAUUGGCAAUAGUAGUCCUGAGUGCCUUCUUCGUCCACAAGUAAAAUUAAAUGAGCCAUCAGCACCACCAUUUGUUAUGAGCUGUGAACAAGAGAACGAUAUUCUAGAAGCAAUAAUAAAACAGAAUUGCACAGAAAAUGAAUAUGCACAUGGAUGCCGUUUGAAUCUUAGCAUGAAGGCUGAAUUUCAGAAAGCACCAAGACCUGCUCAGCUCCAAGCACCAUUUCACUUAUGUAAGCUUUUGCUAAACGACUUAGGGAUGAAUUCUUGGGAUAAAAGGAAAAGUUUUCACCUACUGAAAAAAAAUUCUAAAUUGUUGAGAGAACUGAAAAAUUUGGAUUCCAGGCAAUGCCGUGAAACCCAUAAGAUUGCUGUAUUUUACAUUGCUGAAGGACAAGAAGAUAAAUGUUCAAUAUUGUCCAAUCCAAAAGGAAGUGAAGCAUAUGAAGAUUUUGUUGCUGGAUUAGGCUGGGAGGUUGAUCUUUCAACUCACUGUGGAUUUAUGGGUGGCCUCCAGCAUAAUGGCAGCACAGGACAAACAGCACCAUAUUAUGCCACUUCUACGGUGGAAGUAAUUUUCCAUGUGUCUACCCGCAUGCCCUCUGAUUCAGAUGAUUCACUGACCAAAAAGCUUCGUCAUUUGGGAAAUGAUGAAAUUCAUGUUGUCUGGUCUGAACACACCAGGAAUUAUCGCAGAGGCAUUAUACCAACAGAUUUUGGAGAUGUUUUAAUUAUUAUUUAUCCAAUGAAGAAUCAUAUGUUUUUUAUAGAGAUCAUGAAGAAACCAGAGGUACCAUUUUUUGGUCCGUUAUUUGAUGGUGCAAUCGUGACUGCAAAACUGCUGCCAAAUCUUAUACGCGCCACAUGCAUCAACGCCAGCAGAGCAGUGAAGUCCCUUAUAACUCUCUAUCAAAGCUUUUAUGAGGAAAGAGCACUAUAUCUUGAAGCAAUAAUCCAGAAUCAUAAAGAAGUAAUGACAUUUGAGGACUUUGCAGCUCAGGUCUUCUCUCCUUCUCCCAGUUAUUCCCUUGGAGGAUGUGGCAGUCUUACUACAAGCCUGAGUGCUGAUCUAACUGCCCCUGCAGGAGCAGAGUCGGUGGAGCAGAUGCCAGCAACACUAGCAGGUGCCACAAAAAACAAGCUCUCUGGAAAGUUACGCCGAUCUGCCAGUGCUCUCAGCAAAUCUUCAAGCUAAAGCAGAUUAAAAACUGAAGACAAUGUAAAGAACCAUAUCCUUUCAAAUCUUCCCUUACAUUUCAUCAGUUACUACAAAUGUGGAACCGGUCACUUUUGAGGACUGCAAAAAGAAUAUGUUUCCUAUAAAAAUCAAAACUGAAUCAGUUUCAGAUUUAAAAUAUUCAAGUUGAUCACUUGGAUUAUGCAAAAGCCUUUCAUUUUACUAUUAUUUGCUGCCUGAGCAACAAGUCGUGAGUUGAUUUUUCAAGCUGACUAUUUAACUGUGGUAAAUUUUCUUGUUUCAUUGUAGCUGCAAUCGCACAUUACUGGAAGAAGAUGCAGAGCAAUAAUCGAAACAGAGCUAAUUUCUUGAGUGUGGCAUUCAUAAUUUCAUUAUAAUUUAUAACUUCAUAUAGUAGAUGGGUGCUUCUUUCAUAAUUGGGGGCCUGUAUUUGGCCAAAGUGAAGCACUUUAGAGUUUUAGUGAUGCCAGUGAGGAGAGGAGCACAUUACUAAUUCUCUCCUAUGGAAAUCAAUUGGACUUUAAAAUGUUUCACUUUGGCUGGAUUGUUCCCAGACUUAAAUAUGGAUGGAGGGAUGAUUAUGCUUUUCAGUAUCUCCUCUAAUAUUCUCUUUCCAUUAUUUAUUCACAAAUAUCUUUCUUAUGCUCCUAAACAAGAAUGCUUAAUACCUCUUUUGAGCCACUUACGUAGAAAUAGCUUUGUUAGCUGAAUAAAGCAGCAAAAAUGAGAUUUCAGGUGCUUAGUUAAAAUAUUAUUUUGUACACAAGACACACAUAUAGUAUACCAUUUCAGUCUUACCCAGAGUUCCUAUUUCACAAUGUCCUUGGUUGGUAAAAUUGGACCAAAAUAAUGUAUCCUUAUUGAAUGACUAGCCAUAGAAUGGUUACUUAGUUGACUAUAUGAAAAAGUGGUUCAAUGUAAUGUUUAUCACAAUAAAUGGAAAUCACUUACACACAAAUAUAUAAAUAUAGUGGUGGUUCACACACAGCUGUAGGGCAGAAGCUAUAUUUAGUAUCGUGCAAUUUUGCUCUCCCCCUCCAACUCCCCCCCCCCCCCCCCCCC
Anolis sagrei ordinatus is the source of this 7318-nucleotide messenger RNA. RefSeq names its product Ral GTPase activating protein catalytic subunit alpha 2 (gene RALGAPA2). The record is from RefSeq and is a predicted model, not a curated record. Gene Ontology annotation, cellular component: nucleus; cytoplasm. NCBI's taxonomy places the organism in Eukaryota, Metazoa, Chordata, Lepidosauria, Squamata, Anolidae. Gene Ontology annotation, biological process: positive regulation of GTPase activity; regulation of small GTPase mediated signal transduction. Gene Ontology annotation, molecular function: GTPase activator activity.